Messenger RNA from Mytilinidion resinicola, 899 nucleotides. RefSeq lists its product as uncharacterized. The transcript has a single exon. Lineage: Eukaryota; Fungi; Ascomycota; Dothideomycetes; Mytilinidiales; Mytilinidiaceae. The record is from RefSeq and is a predicted model, not a curated record. The coding region runs from base 498 to 809 and encodes 103 amino acids.
GCUGUCACUGGGGACGAAGUAUCGAUCGGUCCGGGGGCUGGUAAUGCACUUUCCCGCACGUUCAGCCCACGUUGCACAAUGUCGACCUUCAGAGGUGUUACACAAAGUAGAAUCUCAAGCCCGCGAAUUAGGCAGCCUUUUUCGUCUCGAUUUUGGAGCCGUCCCGGCUCAACGUAGCAUUACAUUCGUAGACGACGGCGUCAGCUUAGACAACUUACUCGUGAAGAGUGCACUCAUCCCCCAAGAAAAGUACGCCUUGUCAAUCACACUCACAUCGUCUCUCCUCCAACUCAGUCACACACUAUGGCUUCCAAAUUCAUGGAACAAGACUGAUAUCAUCUUUCUCCGAGCAAAAGGCGGCUCCGCCGUUGCCGGAACGACAGUAGACGUGAAAGCAUCCGUAUCUCACCCGCGAACAGAAGUCUAACACCACCACCCUUCUCCGUCAACACACUUCGCCCGGAAACGAGUCGCCCAAGCUGCUUGCGCUUGGCAUUAUGCUGCUGGAAAUCUUCUUCGGCCUCCCCAUUGAAGACGUCCGGAAACCAGAGGAUCUAGGCCCAAAUAAUCAGCCGAACGAGAUGUCGGAUUUCCAGGCGGUGUUGCGAUGGUUACGGGAGAGGGAAGAUGCCGGGGAGGUUUCAUCCUUCGCCUUUCAUUCUGCGACCGGAUAUUGUCUGAAAUGCUUCGUCGGCCCCAGUGCAAGCUUGAAGAACGAAUAUUUUUCGAAAACGGUUGAAGCGCAGAUUCUGCCUCCGCUGGAGGAGGAGAUGACCUCUCUUCUUUAUGGCCGCCGCGGUGAUGCGUAGAGCUAAGAAUAGAGACUGCAUUUCAUCUGGAAUGGCGAACUGCAGCCAAACUGAUUAAUUGUGAUUAAAGUAUUGGGUUUUAUCAAGGAG